GUUCAGGAUUCAAGUGGUAGAGAGCAAGUGAAGAAAGUUCAUCAAUCGCGGUUUGCAAUAACACAAGGACCUCAGACCUCAACGAGAGAAUCGCGAUGGAAGUCGAGUCAUUUGGGAUAUCAACGGCAAAAAGCGGCUGUAAGUAGUGAGUGGUCAUCCGGAAAGGAACUAAAUGCUCGUUGCCCUCCAAGUGAAUCUGCUGCCGCUCAGGACGAUGAAUCCGAAAGCAUAGUUCCUCGCGGUGCUUGUGGCGCUUUCGUUUCUGCAUUGGAGGACGAAUUCAUAUGUGCAGCCAUAGGAUUCCAUGUUGCACGGGUUAUGAGCCGAAGACCAGACUCAACAUCACUGCUAGUGUUGGAGCGUUUAUUGUGUCAGAUGACUACGGAUAUGGAUUCACGUGUGCGUCUGUCUGCGAUUGAAGGAUUGUCGCUUCUGAGCGGUGUCGAAGAUGGACUCACUAUCCAUACCUACAAUACCGUCAAAAAUUCAGUUGGAGAUUCUCACAGACAAGUACGGGUCCUUGCGCUACGCAUACUAUUGGUUUUUGCAAACAGGAUGCCAUCACUGCCUAUUGUAAGCACUUUUUCAAAAUCGUCUGACACGAAGUUACAGCUGUGUGAUGAUGCUUUUUCAAUUGUAUGUGAUGCCGUGAAUGAUCAAGAGGUUAUGGUGAGAACUGAAGCUGCUACCAUCCUCGGAGAAUUUAACAUGGUCUCAGAUUCCUUCUUAGACCAAACCUUGGAUAAGAAAAUGAUGAAAACUGUACAGGAUUCAAGUGGUAGAGAGCAAGUGAAGAAAGUUCAUCAAUCGCGGUUUGCAAUAACACAAGGACCUCAGACCUCAACGAGAGAAUCGCGAUGGAAGUCGAGUCAUUUGGGGAUAUCAACGGCAAAAGCGGCUGUAAGUAGUGAGUGGUCAUCCGGAAAGGAACUAAAUGCUCGUUGCCCUCCAAGUGAAUCUGCUGCUGCUCAGGACGAUGAAUCCGAAAGCAUAGUUCCUCGCGGUGCUUGUGGCGCUUUUGUCUCUGCAUUGGAGGACGAAUUCAUGUCAGUGCGACGUGCUGCCGUGUAUUCCUUGGGCAAACUAGCUUCAACGCGGCCGUCUUUUGCAACGACCGCACUGGAUCAUCUUGCCGAUAUGUUCAAUGACGAGAUUGUGGAGGUACGAUUGGAUGCGAUUGCAGCGUUGACACCGCUGAUUGUACAUGGUGAAUUGCAGAAGGAGCAGCUUGAAACAGUGCUGAAGUGUCUUGAUGAUGCCAUUGUGGAUUCUCGACAGGCUCUACGUGAUCUUUUGGCAAAGGCUGAGUUUGCCGAUGCGGAGUGCAUGAGAAUUUGUGCGAGAGCGCUAUUGAAUUGUUUGCAUCGUUUUCCUUCCGAUAAAAAUCAAAUAUACCGAUGUCUGAGCGAAGUCGGUGCUCGUCACGCUGUUUUUGUGCACGGAAUGGUUCGCGAACUUCUCGGUCUUCACCUCGUAUAUGACACAAGGGAACAACAAAUAGACGAUGUUUUUUAUAUCGCUAAACUCAUCCUGGUGUUGAAUGCGGCUGCCAAUUACGAACCCAUUGUUUCGCUACUUCCCGAGUGUGUUCUAAAGCACUACCGGUUCCUUCGCGCUGCUGCCUCCGAUUUAGUUGCUCCAAUUAAGGUUCUGGAGAAACUCAGCGCAGGUGUGCCAGCAUCAUCGUGUCCCUCCAAGGAACUUGCGAACAGUACGUCCGAUAUUUUGAUGAAUGCUUAUGAAAGGUUGCAGGAAGUAAUACGUGAACCCACGUUGGCUGAUAGAAAUGCUCUGCGAAGGCUCAUUGUUGAAGAUGCGAAUGCUAUUAGUGCCUUUAAUGAGCCCCUUGCUGGUGCUGCUCGUUUCAUUGCAAGUUUAUGUGAAAUUAGCUCCGCUUUGGAAUCUCUUACUCAAGUCGUGCUUCGUGGAGGUGGAGAUAUUAGAGAUGCAUCCAACACAGUUCAUCAAGGGAUGUUGGUUGCGAAUACGCUGCCGCCGAGCAUCAGUUUGCGCGGACUACCUCCAGAGAUGGCUUCCUUCUUGAUCGAAGCAGGGAUGUUUUUGUCAUUGUUGGAACUGCUCGUGGAAAUGACUAUUACUCCUGAGCGUUAUGCUCAAAUUGUGCUGAGCAUUCGCGCUGUCAUCGCAGAAGCUGAGACGAGAGCAAAAAGAUCUUGUCUGUUGGUACCUUUGGUCAUUUUGCUAGCAACGCACGCGCCGUUUCUACCGAAUUCGUUCCCUGACGUGGGAAAGAUUCGAUCCAAAUGGGCUCAGCAACCGCGAUGUAGCAAAAUCGAAAAGCCCAUUCGUUUUGUUGCUGGUUUACCUUGUGCUGUAAAAUUUGUUGCUUCUCUUCACAAUCUUUCUGAAAACGACCUCCGCAAUCUACGGGUGCAGGUUGACUAUCCCAAUAAUACACGGGGCUACUUCAGACCUCUGGCUACUGAUAUUUCUAGCAAGAUGGGACGUGUGGCGUCUUCUGAAGCAUGGAGUGAUGCGGCUGAUGUGACCUUAACCCUUGUUCUUCUUUCGGAUUCAUCUCAGAAGGCUGUUUCAGUGCCGCUGCUCGACUUCGCCCAGUAG
This is a messenger RNA of Cooperia oncophora, 2583 nucleotides long. The record is from the annotation of a GenBank genome assembly. NCBI's taxonomy places the organism in Eukaryota, Metazoa, Nematoda, Chromadorea, Rhabditida, Trichostrongylidae.